ACAAUCCAAGGAUGAAGGUACCUCUGAUUCUGGGUAUACUGCUGGCGUCUGUUCACUAUUCCAUACAACUAGAGGAUAAGACAGAGACUGCGGCAAUUACGGACGAAGAGGAAGAACAACAUGGUCACCUUUCAGUGAAAAAUGCCAGAGAUUUAGAAGAAGAGUCAGAAAGGUCAACACAAGACGAAGAAACAGAAGAGGAGGAAAGACCGGUCCAGCUUCCAGCGAAAGAUGCAAGAGAUUUAGAAGAAGAGUCGGAAAGGUCAACACAAGACAAAGAAACAGAAGAAGAGGAAAGACCGGUACAGCUUCCAGCUAGAGAAGUGAAAGAACUCGAAGAAAGGGAUGUAAGAGGAUUCCGUCGAUCGUUUGCUUGUGCAAAUCAAAGGUUAAAUUUAUGGUGUGGAAGAGGCAGAACAAUACGUGUGCUUUAUACGACACACAAACGUAAUGACAGAAGAUGUUCUAGUUUAAGACCAAAAUGUUGGACACGGUGGUCACGUUUUCAGGUCGGAAGGACCUGUAAUGGAAGGACAAGAUGUCGAGUCGGAGCCAGAGGUCGUUGCCCAACAUACACCAGUUCCCUAAAUGUUGUUUACACUUGUCGCAAACAGAAAAAGUGCAGUAAGAAAUGUGUGAAGAAUGCCCAGUGUGUGAAAGGAAAAUGCCGAUGCAAAAGGGGCUUUGCUUGGAGUAAAAGAAGGCGACAAUGUGUCAGAAAGGGCCGCAGGUGUGGCAAGAAGAAUAAGUGUGGAAAGAACGCAUGGUGUUUCAGAGGAAGAUGUCGGUGCCUACAAGGAUUUAGAUGGAAUAAAGCUAAACGUCAAUGCAUCAGAAGACGCUUCACAUCUGUAAUACGUUGGUUUAAAGUUGGAAAGGGAACGGCUUGCGAGCACAAAAAUUUAACCUUGCAUUGCAGCAGAGGUCGAGUCAUUCGAACUUUUUACGCCGUAUAUGGCCGAAGAAACAAACACACAUGUGCCAAAGGCAAACCGAUAAAGACGACAACUUGCAGAGCUGUUAAAUCAAAGAAAUUGGUGGUCAAAAGUUGUGACGGUAGAAGACGAUGUAAAUUGAAAGCUAGCAAUGGAGUUUUUGGAGACCCUUGCAAAGGAACCUUCAAAUACCUUACAGUUAUCUAUGGAUGCAGAAGACCAUGUGUAAGGAAUGCUUCCUUUAACGGAAAUAUCUGCAAGUGUAAAAAAGGAUACCACGGUAACGGAUUUAUCAGAUGCUUGAAAAAGAAAGUAGGCAGGGACGUGGAAGAGGAGGAGAGACGUGACGUCAGUGAUGACGAGGGAGUAGAGAUUAACGAGGAUGAGCUGGAACGGGCCUAAUCAAAGACAUACUGUUGAUCUCAGUUGUUAAUAAUAAAAUUUCUAAAUUAAUG
This is a messenger RNA of Saccostrea cuccullata (small rock oyster), 1390 nucleotides long. RefSeq names its product L-rhamnose-binding lectin CSL1-like. The coding region runs from base 12 to 1337 and encodes 441 amino acids. Gene Ontology annotation, molecular function: carbohydrate binding. The transcript has 11 exons. Lineage: Eukaryota; Metazoa; Mollusca; Bivalvia; Ostreida; Ostreidae. The record is from RefSeq and is a predicted model, not a curated record.